Closterium sp. Naga37s-1 is the source of this 372-nucleotide messenger RNA. The record is from the annotation of a GenBank genome assembly. NCBI's taxonomy places the organism in Eukaryota, Viridiplantae, Streptophyta, Zygnematophyceae, Desmidiales, Closteriaceae.
CAGCAGGAGGAGGAGCGAGUGGAGACGGUGGAGGAGGCAACGAGGCGCCUGGCGCUCGUCAACAUGGACUGGGAUAACGUGCGGGCAGUGGACAUCCUGGUGGUGCUGCGCUCCUUCGUGCCGCCCGGCGGGCGCAUCACAGCCGUCACCGUGUACCCCUCUGACUUCGGCCGCCAGCAGAUGCACGCCGAGCUUGAGCGCGGCCCCCAGGGCCUCUUCCAGGCGGGCAGGGGGGCAAAGGGGACGGCAGGCAGGGGGCCUCAGGUGCAGGGGGGUGAGGGCGGUGAAGAGGAGGAAGGGGAGAGCAGUGAGGAGGGCGAGGGCGUGGAUGCGGAGAGGCUGAGGGAGUACGAGAAGUCCAAGCUCAGGUGA